CCGAAAGAAUCUCAAAACUUCGAUCUCCACCGUCACUUUCAAUUGCCGACGCAAGCGCCGCCAUGCUUCGACGACUCGCUGCGCUUGGCCUCGGCGCCCACGCGGUCCUUGGCGCCUGCCCGUACCAGAACUACACGUCCACGUUCACGGUCAGCUACUGCGGUCAGCCCGACGCGAUUCUGUGCAUUGUCGACAGCAACUGCAAGCCGACGGUGAUGUACACGAAGAAGAUAGACGUCUUCAAGGACUCGACGUUGACCGACCAAAUCAUCAUCAAAGACAAGGCGCAGUACCUCGCGCAGCUCCCUCGACUAAGCAACACAUACAUUCAAUUCUUCGGCUCCGUGCGCCAGGUCGGCGACCUCUCCAACGACUCGAUGGUCGCGCUCCUGGACUUUCAAGGUAACCCUGGCAUCGACCUCUCCAAGGCAGCAUUUCCAUCGUCCAUGACCCGCCUGUCGCUGGCGCAAUGCCAGCUCUCGACACUUCCAACAACGGUUCCGUACGGCCAGCUCUCGGAAUUUUAUGGGUGGGACAACAACUUUACGUCGCUCGACCAUAUUGACUUCCGCAACGCGGUCGAAAUCAAAUUCAACAGCUGUCCGCGCCUCACGACCUUCAACAACGUCUCGGUCUCGAAUCGACUGAGCAAAUUCUAUUUCGACGACUCGAAUUUCACAACGUUUCUCGUGGACCAGCCGACGUACACGGCGCUGCAGUCCGUCCCGACAUUUGCUGUCGGUGGCAUCGAUGUCUCGGCCUCGUGCAAGGUGCCCAACACCAUCCAGCCGCUCAAGACCAAGUACUCGGUGUGCGUCAUGCCAGCGUCCACACCGACAAUGGCGCCCGUCUCGUCGGUGCCCGGGGCGACGCCACCGGCCGCGACGACCUCGACGACGCAGACGGCUUUGAUUGUGGGGGCAACACUCGGGGCUGUCGCCAUAGUCGGGCUGUGUGUCGCCGUCUUUGUGUGCUAUCGCCGCAAGCGUCGCGCCGCCAAACCUCCGACAGACACAACCGUCGACCGAAGCUACGGGCGCACGGAGACGAUGGUCGUGGACACGUCGUCGACGGGACACAUGGCCAGCGCUGCCUUCAACAUGGAGGAACUCGAGCUGCUUCGACUCGAUGAACGCGCUCUGUUCAAAGUCCAGUCGAUCGCCCAAGGCGCGUACGGCGAAGUCUACCGCGGCGAGUAUAAGGGCCAAGAGGUUGCCAUCAAGUGCAUGCUUCAAGGCAAGAGCUCCCGCGACGACAUUCUCAACCUCAUGGAGGAGAUCAAACUCACGGCCAAGCUCGACUGCCCGUACGUGGUCAAGACGAUCGGCGCGAGCUGGCGCGUCCCGUCCGAGCUGCAGAUGGUCCUCGACAGCGUCAAACCAUCCAAGACGAUGUGUGCCGUGGGGAGUUAA
Messenger RNA from Saprolegnia diclina VS20, 1412 nucleotides. RefSeq lists its product as hypothetical. The record is from RefSeq and is a predicted model, not a curated record. Gene Ontology annotation, molecular function: protein kinase activity; ATP binding. The transcript has 16 exons. Gene Ontology annotation, biological process: protein phosphorylation. NCBI's taxonomy places the organism in Eukaryota, Oomycota, Saprolegniomycetes, Saprolegniales, Saprolegniaceae. The coding region runs from base 63 to 1412 and encodes 449 amino acids.